Cordyceps militaris CM01 is the source of this 612-nucleotide messenger RNA. RefSeq lists its product as uncharacterized. NCBI's taxonomy places the organism in Eukaryota, Fungi, Ascomycota, Sordariomycetes, Hypocreales, Cordycipitaceae. The record is from RefSeq and is a predicted model, not a curated record. The transcript is spliced from 3 exons. The coding region runs from base 1 to 612 and encodes 203 amino acids.
AUGAAAUUCAUCAGUACUCUUGUUUCCCUCCUCGGCCUUGCCGCCGCCGUUCCCACCAGCGGCCCCAAGCCGUCCAAGGUCAAGAUCAACGGCCUCAGCCUCCUCGGCAGCGGCUGCCCGGCCGGCACGGCCGACGUCCAGGUCGAUGCCAGCGGCACCCUGUUCGAGGCGACCUUUUCCGCCUACGAGGUGCAGACCGGCCCGGGCACCAAGGCCAUUGACUGGCGCAAGAACUGCAAGCUCACCCUCAACAUGGAGUUUGACCAGGGCUACCAGUUCUCCAUCCUCGACACCGACAUGAUUGGCUUCGCCGAGAUCCCCAAGGGCGCCAAGGGACAGUGCACCAACACUUUCUCCUUCACGGGCAACGGCGCGCAGCACGUCGACUACGGCAUCAGCCUGCCCGGCCACUACAGCGGCUCCUUUGAUCUUCAGAGCCGCCCCGGUAUCGAGUCCUGGUCCCCUUGCGGCGGCAGCACCGCCAUCCUCAACAUGAACACUGCCUGCAACAUCAGCCCGACUCACCUUCCUGCCCUCAUUGCUGUUGACCACAUUAGCGGCAAGCUCACGGUCAAGUUUGGCGUCCAGUGGAGAUACUGCCCCAAGCACUAA